AUGGGUAGCAUGCAAAAAAUACGAAUAGCCAUGCUUCUGACUUUGUGCAUUUUUGUUUAUCAAGUGUGUAGUAAAAUGGAUAAGAAAAAUGAUCUCGAGCAUCCCCACAGCAAAGGCCUAAGAAAAAUACUGGAAAAGACGAUUCUGAAAAGAAAUACGAAGGAGGGGAUCUACAUAGCGACAUUUAUCGGAGACAAAUACUUAGCUAUUAAAGAUGGAAAGCUAGUUGUUGUAAAUAGCUUUAAAGAUGCAAACCUCUUUGACAUAGACGUCUCUUCCAUAAAAAUGGGAGAAAUGCAAGGAGUCAAGAUUAUGCCCUGGGUGGAGGGAAAGCAGUAUGUAAUCAGCUUCAACUUAAUGGGAAAUGACGUAAACGUCACACUGCCCAUACACCUGAAUCUGAAGACCAUCACAGAUAUAACUUUUAUCAACGAAGUGUACACAGCUAAUGCUGCGCACCCCGCUUUCCAAAUGGCGUCUGCGCAGAAACGUUAUAGAUGUGUUGUCAUAGAUCCAGCCUCAGGUGAGGUUAAGAUGAAUCAGUGCGCACAGGGCGCUGAACGGCAAACCUUUGUGUUCCGUACGUACGAUGAGGCAGAGACAAGCGAAAACAAGAAAAAUGGCGGCGGCUCCUUCAGGCCAGAAUUAUUUUUGAAGGCAUUUGUACUGUCACUUACUAAAACUCUAAUAAUGGGAAGUUUCACGGGAGUGCUUUAUUACCAAUAA
Nematocida minor is the source of this 726-nucleotide messenger RNA. RefSeq lists its product as uncharacterized. Bases 1 to 726 code for a protein of 241 amino acids. The record is from RefSeq and is a predicted model, not a curated record. The transcript has a single exon. Lineage: Eukaryota; Fungi; Microsporidia.